CCAUUCGCACCCCUCGAGCUCCGGCGGAAGUGCUGCCCGCGCCGUCCAUGUCGACGCCGCCGCAGCCGCCUCCUAGCCUCAUCCACAUCUGCUGCCUGCACUCGCUCUCCAUCGUCCUCCUCCACUUCCUCUACGUGAUCUCCUGAUCCGCCCCCCUCUCCCCAUCCAAAGUAUAGUAGUGGUAGUAGUGUGUUUCCUUCUACGUUCUUGUUUCCGUACCUUCUUCUUCCUCCGGCUUGCAAGUAAGUACUACGUUCUCCACCGCUCCUGGUACACUGGUACACUUCUAGGAGCGGGAAUUACGUACUCUGGUGUGUUUCUGCGUGAUACUCUACAACAAAUGGAGAUGAUUCCGCCGGCUGCGGCGUCGUCGGCGCCACCACGCCAUGGCGGCGCGGUCACCGAGGAGGAGCGGCAGCGCAAACGGAAGACCUCAAACCGCCUCUCAGCGCAGAGGUCUCGCAUAAAGAGGCAGCAGCGCGAGGAGAAUCUGGUCGUGCGCGCGGCCCAGCUCGAGAUCGACAACAACGCCAUGCGUGUCACCACCGCCCUCGUGCAGCAGCAAUGCAGCCUGGUCGAGCAGCAGAACCGUGUGCUCUUCGCAGACGCUCGUUGCCUCUACAGCCUUCUCCAGCAGCAAAACUCCCAGCUCCGCAUGCUCGGUCAGAUCACCGGCGUUCCGAUGGACGUGCAGGAAAUCCCCGUCCACCUCACGCAGCUGUACGGCGGCCUGCAGACGCCACCGGCGCCGCCCCUGCCCUUGCCGCCGGAGAUUCAGAUGAUGUUCCAGCCGGAGCAGCUCGAUGAUAUCAUGGACGAUGCAGGGAGUCUCCCGUGGCUCUGACUCGUGAGCGUAUUAUCAUAUUGUGUGUACUGUGAUGCGUGUUCGUGUGGUGCUAGUAGUGUGAUGACGUGAGCUAUGGCGUUGGUGUGACUGUUGACUUGCACUACUUUUGUUUUGGAACUACGUGAGUUUCUUGUGUGAACUUGUACGUGUAGUACGUACACAAGAGUGUGAUGUGUUGCUCUAUAGUACAAUAU
Triticum urartu is the source of this 1041-nucleotide messenger RNA. RefSeq lists its product as uncharacterized. Gene Ontology annotation, biological process: positive regulation of DNA-templated transcription. NCBI's taxonomy places the organism in Eukaryota, Viridiplantae, Streptophyta, Magnoliopsida, Poales, Poaceae. Gene Ontology annotation, molecular function: DNA-binding transcription factor activity; transcription cis-regulatory region binding. The record is from RefSeq and is a predicted model, not a curated record. Gene Ontology annotation, cellular component: nucleus.